UGCAACUUAUUUUGCUAAGAUGGCGCCCUCUAGUUGAUGGAGUGUCAACUAACCGCGUGUCGACUGUCGUCCAUGAUCCGAAUGUGGUGUGACUUAUUUUUGUUUUGUACUAAUUUUCCAUAUAGUGAUAAUAAAUGUGAAAACUGAAAUGAGACACAAUGUGUUAUCCCAUAUAGUGGAACCCAGUUCCGGCUGAAUGGAUCCCUACGUCGGGUGGUAUCAGCCCGAGCAAGAAGGACCCGCGAAGCGCUUGUGGCUUCGUAUUUGGGAAACUCAAAGUGAAACAGACAAAAUGAACCUUAAAAAUUUAGAGAACGCUAACCCCAAUUUAAGUAAAGCUCAAGACUUUAUACCAAUAAACGAUGUGAACGGUGAAAAUAGGAACAAUAAUUAUUUCAAUCCAACGCGGAGGAAAGCCAACGAUAACCGCGCAUCUACGUUUAACCUGAAUCAAAACCACGAUGCCCUCAUAGGCGAAUACGGCGGGUGUCCUUGGCGGAUACCCAAUUACAAUUACAAGCCCGGUAUUUUGGGGCUUCACGAGGAGAUCGAGCACUUCUACCUGUACAUGUCGCCGACGGAGACGGAGCACCUGGUGCGCUCGACGGUGGUGAACCGCAUCCGCGCCGCCAUCCUGUCGCUGUGGCCGCAGGCGCGCGUCGAGGUAUUCGGCUCCUUCCGCACCGGCCUCUACCUACCCACCAGCGACAUCGACCUCGUCGUCAUCGGUCAGUGGGAGAAGCUGCCGCUGUGGACGCUGGAGCGCGAGCUGGUGGUGCAGGACAUCGCGGAGAAGGAGAGCAUCAAGGUUCUUGAGAAGGCCACCGUGCCCAUCGUCAAGAUGACCGACAAGUACUCCGACGUCAAGGUUGACAUAUCGUUCAACAUGAGCAGCGGGGUGAAGAGCGCGGAGCUUAUCAAACACUUCAAGGACAAGUACCCAGUCCUCUCCCGGCUGGUGAUGGUGCUCAAGCAGUUCCUGCUGCAGCGGGACCUCAACGAGGUGUUCACGGGCGGCAUCUCCUCCUACUCCCUCAUCCUCAUGUGCAUCAGCUUCCUCCAGCUGCACCCGCGGCCGGAGCGCCUACGCCAGCCGCACAACCUGGGCGUGCUGCUCAUAGAGUUCUUUGAGCUGUACGGCCGCAAGUUCAACUACGUCAAGACGGCCAUUCGCGUCAAGAACGGCGGCUCCUACGUGUCUAAGGAUGAGUUACAGAAGGAGAUGAACGACGGUCACCGGCCGUCGCUGCUGUGUAUCGAGGACCCCCUGACGCCCGGCAACGACAUCGGCCGCUCCAGCUACGGCGCCAUACAAGUGAAACAGGCGUUCGACUACGGGUACAUAAUCCUGCAGCAGGCGGUGGCGCCGCACAACGCGUUACUCGCGCGGCACUCGGCGCUGGGCCGCGUGCUGCGCGUCACCGACCACGUGCUGCAGUACCGCCGCUGGGUGCGCGACACCUUCGAGCCCUUCUUCUUCCCGCACCGCCGCCGCCCGCCCGGCUCCCCGCCCUCGCCGCCCUCCCCGCCCUCGCCCCCCUCGCCGCCCGUCUCGCCGCCCGCCGACCCCGACGCCUCGCCCGACGUCUCCGACACGGACCCCGAUUGGUCAGACGGGUCCGGCGCGGGCGCGGGGCCGGGUGCGAUGUCUAACGGCGUGUCGGCGCGCACCAGCCCGCCGCCGCUGUCGGCGCUGCAGUGCUCCUCCCCCACGCCGCGCCGCGUCUCCGCGCACCAGAGCCUCAUCAUACACCACAUCACCAGCAACUCCGACUUCAAUAAUAUACCAUCAGGUGUGAUGCAGCAGCGGUACGGAGCUAACGGCGGCGGCGGCGGGGGCGGGGGUGGAGGCGGCGGUGGAGGCGGAGGCGGCGGCGCGGAUGGCAAGGGGCGCGCGCGCUCGUUCACCGCCAAGCAGCGUCGGUACCCCGGCUCGCCGCCCACGCAGCGCUACCGUGGCGACGCGCGGAAGAAGCGACGCCAAUUCUCGCAGCAGCCGCGAUGAUACCGAGUGAAGCCGCGCCCGCCGCGCCCCUAGCGCUAGCCGCCCCCGGCAGCGAAAGUGCCCCUGUAUAUAGUACGAGGCCCGGCGACGCGCCGCCCCUGUAUAUAGGACGCGCAAUAAGUACGAGGUAUUACAAUAUUUAUCAGUGAGAUAGUGUUAUCUUUUGUAACUGUAAGUUUUAAAAGUUGAUAAGGUCAUAGGGAGUACAUGAUUGUUGUAAAUAGGGAUGAUUAGGUGGGAUUUAGGUUGGGCAUUAACGUGGGCCGCAUUUGGCGGUGUGGCAAGUGGGUCGACGCAUCGGCUAGUAGUAUUUCUUGACAAAAUUACCUCACCAGUUGCUAUCCGUUGGAAAGUAGUGAAACUCGGCCCAUGUGAAUGCUCGUCUCUGUGAAGCCGGGCCCAGUGCGUCGUGUAGUCCCUGUGAUCGUAAUUUUAUAUGCCGUUCCUCCUAGAGUUAACGUUUAUCGAUAUAUCAUAGCGGUUUAGUCGUAGCGUAAGUCCUGUAACACCAAACCGGCGAGUGGUAGGCCUUAUUAUGGGAUAUGUUAAGGGUCGGCUAGCACCGUGACGAAAUGGGAUGAGGCGCGACGUGGUAAUGCAGAAUAGAGGUAGAAAAUUGAUAUUUCCAGCGAUCUCACGCCAAGUCACAGCAAUUUUGUAUUGCUUUUAUUUUUCGCGCCUCGUCUUGUCUCGUCUCGAUGAGUACUGAUCGUAUGUUUGACAAGAGAUGUAGCUCAUAAUAUAUUGCAAUGUAUCGGCUGUUUUUUAUACGAAAGUUUUAUUUUUAAAGGUUGUGUCAAAUAGAUAUAAUAGGAGUUGUACAAUCUUGCUUAGAGUAGACCUAACGUUGUACAAGCGCGUCUAUGAUCAUAUUAUUGUAAAGUUGCAUUUCAAAGCUAGAAGCAAGAAGUAAUUACUGAAACAUUUCUGAUACACAUAAAAAAAGUCUUGAGAAUUCUGCAAUUUUUUUUUUUAAUUGACAAAAACUAUGCAAUGGUUUAAUAAAAUCAAAUGUUUUAACAUAAGUUUCGAAAUGUGUCUUAUACAUCAUAUUUAAAUGUUUUUAAAAAGACUACCUUACCUAAGUCCUGUAUAGAUGUAGGUAAUGUGAUGACUGAUGAGCAUGUGUGGAUAUAGAUUAAUGAAAUAAUAUGAUCUAUGACAUACACCUGCUUUAUGACCGAGGACUUGUGCGAGCCCUUGAAUAUUGGUUCAGUAAAAGUAUAAAAAUUUCGAGUAACAAAAAAAGUGCAUGCUAAAGUAUACCCGAUAUAGAAGUAUUAUUUACCAAAAGCUCACUACUAGGGUCUAUGAAAUCCACAAGUAAACUAAACAUGGUUUGAAGCAGUUCUUAAAAUGAAAUGUUCUACCCAAUAUGAUCACGGCUUACGUUGUGCUAAAUAUGGCAUUCCGAUUUUCCCGUCCGACCGUCACCGACAAAAAUUCAAAUAAGAUGUUAUAGGUUAUAAGCUGUUGUAAUAGUUGUAAUCGGGGUGUAGGUCGACCUCCAACUGGGU
Messenger RNA from Aricia agestis (brown argus), 3522 nucleotides. RefSeq names its product non-canonical poly(A) RNA polymerase protein Trf4-1-like. Gene Ontology annotation, molecular function: poly(A) RNA polymerase activity; mRNA binding. Gene Ontology annotation, biological process: RNA 3'-end processing. The record is from RefSeq and is a predicted model, not a curated record. Gene Ontology annotation, cellular component: nucleolus; TRAMP complex. Bases 197 to 2005 code for a protein of 602 amino acids. NCBI's taxonomy places the organism in Eukaryota, Metazoa, Arthropoda, Insecta, Lepidoptera, Lycaenidae. The transcript is spliced from 9 exons.